Trichoplax adhaerens is the source of this 2196-nucleotide messenger RNA. RefSeq lists its product as uncharacterized. The record is from RefSeq and is a predicted model, not a curated record. Bases 1 to 1653 code for a protein of 550 amino acids. Lineage: Eukaryota; Metazoa; Placozoa; Uniplacotomia; Trichoplacea; Trichoplacidae. The transcript is spliced from 3 exons.
AUGGGUUGUGGCGAUUCCAAAGCGACCAAUGUAUCGGCUGCUCAACAAGGGCGCCAGCCACAAGCGGCACCGAAAAAAACUGAAGAGCCAGUCAAGCCACAGGCAUCCAAUUCAGUACCCGUUAAAGAACCACCUAAAGAAGAAGUUAAACCGGUGGAAGAAGUUAAGAAAGCGGAAUCACCUCCUCCUCCUCCUGAAGAGAAAAAAGAAGAGGUAGCCGAAACUCAACAGCAAUCACCUGAAGAACAGAAAGAAGAGCCGGUAGAAACAACAGCAGAACCGACUAUUGCAGAAGAAGUCAAGGAAGAGGUAAAGGAAGAAGAAACCAACGAAGUACCGACAGAACAGGCCAAGGAAGAUACUACCGAUAAUAAGUCAACUACAGACGCUCCUGCCGCAGAAGAAUCUGUAGCAACUUCUGAAAAACAAGAUUCUGUUAGUGUGAAAGAAGAAGCAACACCAGAGACGACACAAGAGACAACGCAAGAGGCAGCCCAAGAGACGGCCCUAGAGACGGCCCAAGACACAGCGCAAGAGACAGCCCAAGAACAAAGUAAUGAGGCUGCGGAAGAAGUAAAAUCUGUAGGAAAAGGAUCGGUUGCAGCUGCAGAAAGUAACGAGCAAGAAGUAUCUAAUGAAGCCGAUAAAGCUGAUAGUCAAUCAGAAGCAGGCGUUAUCGCAGCCACGCUUAAUGUACCAGAUACCGAAUUGACAGGAUUCAAGAACGAUUUCUUGAUAGAAAUAAAUGAGUAUCGUACCAAACAUAAGUCUGAACCAUUAGCUUGGUCGACCGAGUUGGCGGCCAAAGCUCAACAAAAAGCUAACGACCUUAUUGAUGAAGAAAGCAUCAAAACUACUCCCGUAGAUGAAUACGGUGAAAGCUUAGCCAUGUACUUAGUUGAAAGUGAUGGCAAUGAUGAUGGCGUUUCAGGAGAUAUGAUAGCGAGAAUGUGGUACAAUGAAAAAGACCUCUACAACUUUGAAUUACCUGGAUUUAUUAAUAGUGCUCAACACUUUAGUCAGCUUGUUUGGGCAUCUACAGAAAAGAUCGGUAUCGCACAUCAAUGUACCCCUGAUGGUCAAUCGAUCAUUGUAGCACUGUAUUCACCUCGCGGCAACAAGGAAGGAGAAUUUGAAACGAAUGUAAAAGUUGUUGAUGAGAGCAUAACUGACGAAGAAGUAGCCGAUCCAGAUGGUGAAUUGGACAAGUUACAAAAAGAUUGUUUCAAAGCACAUAACAAAUAUCGUCGUAUGCAUGGAUCGUCAGCAUUAUCUUGGUGUAAUGACUUAGCAGACAAAGCGAAGACGUGGACUGAUAAUAUUGCCCAGGAAGGCAAGGUUAUUCGAAAUGAUGAAGAUAAUGAUGUUGGAGAUAGUAUGGGAAUAUUUUCCUUUAAGAAAACUGUCCCUGAGAUUUCAGGCAAGAAAGUAGCUGACGAUUUCUAUAACCAAAAGGAAGAGUACGACUUUACACUCCCUGGCUACAAAAGCAAAGCUGCCAAAUUCACGCAAAUGAUUUGGUCUGGUAGCAAAGAAAUUGGAAUUGGAGUGUCGAAAAAGAAUAGUAAAACCGUUGUUGUCGCAUAUUACAGCCCUAAAGGUAACGUUGAAGGCGAAUUUCAAAACAACGUCGUUGACGUUGACAAUAAUUAACUCAUUGUCAUAAAAAUCAUGAAGUAAAUCAUAAGAUCAAAUUAUGCAUGCAACUGAUUGAAUCACUGCAGGGCUUGCUGUUAAAUAACAAUAUGACGAUAUAGAAUUAACUUGAAGCCAACUUUUAUUACGUGUAACUUUUUAACUAGACUGUGAUUUAUUCAUAUCGAUGUGUAUAAGUUACUCGUAUGAAUAUAAACAGAAAAAUUGUUGAUGAUUUGACUGCAUGAGAGAGAAUUUUGUCGCAUAAUCAUAAUAAUAAUACAUUAAUAGAUGUAAAGUUCUAGUCGAUUUAUAAGUAAUCUUUUUUUUUUGCUCUUGACGUUAUUAAAGUCUUUCUAGAUAACUUAAAAGGUCAGACAUUAGCAAUUUGUCUUUAAACCCAACUGUACAAGACUCUUUUAAUAGUAUUGUACCUAUUAUUCAUUGUGCUAGUCUUUAUCCUGCUAUAUAAUUUCUAUGUGACAAGUGGAAGUAACUGUGUAUUAUUUCUACUGCUAAGUUAUUGCAAAACCAACCUUUAUAUACAAAAACUAAAUAAAG